AUGGGUAGCCAGAGAGCAAGUAGCUUGAAUACAGCCCUACAGGAUGGGCAGGGUCGAAUGCGUCCGCAAAAAGGCGGCAAAGGGCUUCCAACUCAAGCUGCCGCACGCAGCAGCAGCAGCAGCAGCAACAGUACAGCGAUCAGCAGCAGUAGCAGCAGCAGCAGUAGCAGCAGCAGGCAGCCCCCACUGGGGAGAAGGGCGCGACGCAGCUCUUACGACCCUCCCCUCUCCGCGGAGUUUGCUGCAGAAGAGCGGAAGGAACGGAUGGUGCGUUCAUCUGAUGUAACAGGCGGAUGGGUGCCUGCGUGGACUCCCUUUAGACCUCCCAGCAAGCCGUCAGCAGAGAAUCCAGGGGGUGACCCCUCAGUGGCUGCCCCUUCUGUGGGAUACUCUGUGCCCUACAAAUUUCGUGUGGAAGACAACUGCAUUGCUGAGGAGAAACGGGCGCAGAGGCUGCAUCCCCUCAAUCGCCCCUCAAGCUCCUUCUUGAACUACACAGACUUCUCUGGAAAUCGACUGCCCAUUUUGGAUACUUCUGAGAACCGGAGAUACUGGCGGGACGUGGGCCUGGACAGGCUACUGCCACGAGUCUUCCCCCUCCGCCUUCCAGCUCACCGCCGUAUCGAUCCUCUACUUAGAGAAUUCAUUUUCUCGCUCUCACAAAUGGACCCUAAGAGGUUCAAUGUUAAAGCCCUCGCCAUCCGAUAUGGCCUGCGGGAGGCAACGGUCGAGAAGAUCAUUCGUGAAUUCAGCUUAGCUGAAUUUCUCAGAAAGAACAGCCUGGCGACGCCGUCCACGCGGCGUGUGAGUAGGGCCGAAGCAGUGCUAACAAUGAAGGAGAUCGUUUUUAAGCAGAAGCUGGGCUAUGAACAAAUGGGCACUGAAGAAAUUGACUCUCAAGAAGAAAACAAGUUCGAAGGAUGGAAGAGUACAUUUGACUGGGUGAUGCGGCAGCACAUUGAAGUGGAGUCUAUGUCUGCUUUUCCUUUACCAGCUAAGAGAGACCCGGUACCGAAAAGAGUAGACGUGGAUCUGAUCGUGCAGAAUUCCGCUAAUCUGAAGGUCAUUAGCUGGAUAGACCCUAACGAGAAGGUGGUAUUUUAG
Cyclospora cayetanensis is the source of this 1104-nucleotide messenger RNA. RefSeq lists its product as uncharacterized. NCBI's taxonomy places the organism in Eukaryota, Apicomplexa, Conoidasida, Eucoccidiorida, Eimeriidae. The record is from RefSeq and is a predicted model, not a curated record. The coding region runs from base 1 to 1104 and encodes 367 amino acids. The transcript has 11 exons.